GGGUCCGCGGCCUGGUCGUGGGAUCGGGGCUCGGAGACUCAGAGCCCCAGGGUCUCCUCCGCCCUGGGGGAGGAGCCGCGGGCGGCGAUGGGGGAGGGGGGGAGACGCGAGGCAGGGGUCGCCCGCCAGCCUCGUCCGGGAGACCCGAGGCCCUCCCUCCCGCCCAGGAGGCCCCGCCGCCGAGCCCGCCCGGUGGGCAGUGGGAGACCGAGGCCCGGGCGAGAGGGAAGCGCCUGAGCGGCCGGGCUUGGCAGGCCCAGGACCCCAGGCCCAGCCCCCGCCCUCUUCCCGUGCCGGAGCAGGCCGGUUCGCUCCGGGGCCGAGGGUGCCGUGUGUUCAUCCGCCCCUCCGCCGCCCGCGUAUUUCUUUUCCAGGUGGGGGAUCUUGCCGGCCCCGUGAAGGCCCGAGAAGCAUGAAGCUCCUGUGUGUGUUGGCCGUGGUCGGAAGUCUGCUGGUGCCCCCAGCCCAAGCAAACAAGAGUUCUGAAGAUAUUCGUUGUAAAUGCAUCUGUCCACCGUAUAGGAACAUCAGCGGGCACAUUUACAACCAGAAUGUGUCACAGAAGGACUGCAACUGCCUGCACGUGGUGGAGCCCAUGCCAGUGCCCGGCCACGACGUGGAGGCCUACUGCCUGCUGUGCGAGUGCAAGUACGAGGAGCGGAGCACCACCACCAUCAAGGUCAUCAUCGUCAUCUACCUGUCGGUGGUGGGCGCCCUCCUGCUCUACAUGGGCUUCCUGAUGCUGGUGGACCCUCUGAUCCGGAAGCCGGACGCCUACACCGAGCGGCUGCACAAUGAGGAGAGUGAGGACGCCCGCUCUGCGGCCGCCACCUUCGGGCCCCGGGCAAACACGGUCCUGGAGCGCGUGGAGGGCGCGCAGCAGCGGUGGAAGCUGCAGGUGCAGGAGCAGCGGAAGACCGUCUUCGACCGGCACAAGAUGCUCAGCUAGGCGCGGCCCCAGCCUCCGGGGCUGGACGGAGCUCGGUGCUCUCCCAGCUCUGUGCCACCCUCCGGGCCUCCCCCUUUAAAGCCCUGGGCAGCUUCAUUCUCUCCGUCUUUCGAAAUGUCAUGCUCAGCUGGGUGAUCCUGAAGUGCGCUGGUUCCCCACUCAAGGCGGUCUCAGGGUGGAGGUGGGGGGACCACAGCCAGCCAGGGCCCUUGGGGCUGGAGCAGGCCUGUCUCCUGGCUGGGCCCUCCCCACCCCAGCCUGCGCACCACCCUCCUGGCUCCAGACCCUGGGGGCUGGGUCAUCGGGAGCUGCCUCCCGACCGGACCCCCCAGCCCUCAGGACGGCCCUGCCAGGAGGGCUGGGUGCUCAACCCACUGGUCCUCAGGGCCCCUGGUUGUGUUCCAGCUUCUCCCCUCAUCCUCUUCUCACAUUGACGAGGGUGGGCAGAGUGCAGGCCCCUGCCCACUCUGCCUGGGCCCCUGCUCCCACCUCAGGAAGCCAGGCUGUCCCCCCCAACCCCAUCCCUGCCCCACAGGCUGCAGUUGCUGAGCCAUUGGUGGGACCACAGGACCCCGAGGCCACACGGUGGGCCCCGGCCCCUGGGCCCCGGUCCUCAGAUCACCACUUGUCCCUGAGUUUCAGCGUCCCCGUGCAUGGAGACCGCUGUCCUGUUACUCGCUAUCAUUAAAUUGUCUUUUUUUUUCCCUCA
This is a messenger RNA of Capra hircus (goat), 1658 nucleotides long. RefSeq names its product transmembrane protein 9 (gene TMEM9). Lineage: Eukaryota; Metazoa; Chordata; Mammalia; Artiodactyla; Bovidae. The transcript has 5 exons. The record is from RefSeq and is a predicted model, not a curated record. The coding region runs from base 413 to 949 and encodes 178 amino acids. Gene Ontology annotation, cellular component: lysosomal membrane.